AUGUCAGACCUAGACCGGCAGAUAGAGCAGCUGAAGCGCUGCGAACCAUUGAGCGAAUCGGAGGUGAAGGCUCUUUGCCUCAAAGCGAUGGAAAUUCUCGUCGAAGAAAGUAAUGUUCAGAGAGUUGAUGCUCCUGUUACUUUAUGUGGUGACAUCCAUGGGCAGUUCUAUGACAUGAUGGAGCUUUUCAAAGUUGGGGGUGAUUGCCCUAAGACCAACUAUUUGUUUCUUGGAGAUUUUGUUGAUCGUGGAUAUUAUUCAGUCGAGACAUUUCUACUUCUACUCGCUCUCAAGGUUAGAUAUCCAGACCGUAUAACUCUCAUCAGAGGCAACCACGAAAGCAGGCAAAUCACACAGGUUUAUGGAUUUUAUGACGAAUGUCUGCGUAAAUAUGGCUCUGUAAAUGUCUGGAGAUACUGCACCGACAUUUUUGACUACAUGAGUCUUUCAGCUGUUGUUGAGAACAAGAUAUUCUGUGUUCAUGGCGGUCUCUCUCCAGCUAUAAUGACUCUUGAUCAGAUCAGGACGAUUGACAGGAAGCAAGAAGUACCACAUGAUGGUGCCAUGUGUGACCUCCUAUGGUCUGAUCCUGAAGACAUUGUUGAUGGCUGGGGUUUGAGCCCUCGUGGUGCCGGAUUCCUUUUUGGCGGCAGUGUUGUCACGUCUUUUAACCACACGAACAACAUAGACUACAUAGGCAGAGCCCAUCAACUAGUUAUGGAGGGUUACAAAUGGAUGUUCGAUAGCCAGAUUGUGACAGUGUGGUCAGCCCCGAAUUACUGUUACAGAUGCGGUAAUGUGGCUUCGAUUCUAGAGCUCGACGAGAAUCUAAAUAAAGAAUUCCGUGUGUUCGAUGCAGCACAGCAGGACUCGAGAGGACCUCCCGCCAAAAAACCUGCCCCUGAUUACUUCCUAUAA
This is a messenger RNA of Microthlaspi erraticum, 918 nucleotides long. Lineage: Eukaryota; Viridiplantae; Streptophyta; Magnoliopsida; Brassicales; Brassicaceae. The record is from the annotation of a GenBank genome assembly.